Molecule: messenger RNA, 2392 nt
Organism: Scatophagus argus
Lineage: Eukaryota; Metazoa; Chordata; Actinopteri; Scatophagidae
Product: neurogenic locus Notch protein-like
Exons: 13
Coding region: 1-1704 (567 amino acids)
Molecular function (GO): calcium ion binding
Source: RefSeq, a predicted model, not a curated record
AUGCCUAUAGCAUCCACGGGGGCAGUUCCAGUUCCGGAGAGCCUGUUGUUUUCUCCACCUGCACUGGUUCCCCUGGAAUCUGUCUCUUUUAAGAGUCUGCUGGAAACCAUCAGUCCUGCUGAGGUGGAGCAGCUGAGGAGGAGCUGUAAAGGCAGCAUGCAGUGCGUCCAUGACACACUAGCUUCUGGAAGCUCUGACCUGGGCAAGUGGACUCUGGAUGCCGAGAAGCAAUAUCAAGACCUGGCUCGGAUUUAUGGUAAUAUGCCUCCCAUAGUGACAGAGCCCACAGUGAUCCGCUGUAAAGUCAACUCUACUAUCAGCAUUAAGAUUGUUGCUCAGGACCCAAAUGGAGACCCCAUCACCUACUCGCUGCUCUACCCCAGGCCUGCACGGGCUUCCAUAAGUAGCGGUGACGGCCUCCUGACAUGGACGCUCCUCACCACACAGCCUGUCCAGCUGACCAUCAAAGUCAGUGACGAGCUCACCAGCUCUCUGUUCACCCCUAUUGUACGCGUCUGCAACUGCCUCAACGGAGGAACCUGCCAAUAUGACAGCAUCACUGAGAACCACCUGCAGGGAAGGUUUCAGGUGGUGGGGUGCCUGUGCCCAAAGGGAUUCAGUGGAAAGUUCUGUGGGAGCACUCCAGACGUGUGUCGAGGCAAACCCUGUUUCCGGGGAGUGCAGUGCCAGUCCGAGUCAAAGCCUGACCAGUUCACCUGUGGGGAGUGUCCAGAUAACACUGUCUCUGGGGGAAAACAGGGAUACAAGUGCUUUGAACGUGACAUGUGCAGCCCUCCCUUCCCUUUCCCCUGCCACAAAGAUGCCAACUGCCGCAGCACAAAACAAAACUACACCUGCACAUGUAGGCCUGGAUUUACAGGAAAUGGACACAACUGCACAGAUAUAGAUGAGUGUGCAGAGCUCUCAACCUGUCCCAAUGCUAAGUUUGAGUGUAAGAACAAGCCCGGGUCUGUCGACUGCUUUUGUAGAUACCAGAACUCGAAGGACACUGAUGGAUGCGGUGACUCUGCCAAUCCUCCAGGGUGUAAUGUGUUCAAUGUCUCUGUGGGCUGGACGAAGAACAGAUCUGAUGGACUGCAACAGCUGGUGGAUAUUCUGUCGAUGGGUUUCCAGAACAAAUUCUACAGUGCUAGUGAGAAGAAUCCAGCACAAGGAUCCAGUCCAAGUGUGGCUGAAUAUCGUAUCAACGUGUCUAGUGACACGCCCCACUGGUACAUCAGAGACUACCUGGCCCGAGUCAGCAGCCACUAUGACAUCAGCGCCAUAGAAGUUGAUGAUCUGGAUGAGUGUAAGGCCAGGGAGGCGGUGUGUGUCCAUCCCGCCCUCUGUGCCAACACUUACGGAGGCUACAGAUGUGUUUGCAAUGGCACAACUGAUGUGGACGAAACCCAGUCGUGUAUAUUAGACAGGGACCAGAUGAAUGAUAGGGAGGUGGAUCUUGUUCUUGGCCUGGUUCUGGGCAUCGGCAUCCCUCUGCUUUUGCUGCUGCUCCUUGCUGCACUGGCCUGCUUCUGCUGCUGCAAGAAGACUGUUACGGGAGACCUCCCCCAUUUGUUGCCAGACUACGUCCAGGAGCAGUACAACCCUCCACCCUUCAACUAUUCUGACCCUGCCCUUCACUACGUUACCCACUUCAGCCCACGGAUCCUGGACAAUAUCACACCGAGGCAGCGCCUCAGAUAACACAGACUAAAACCAUACAGUGCUUUUGGAGCCAAUGUAUAUUCUAUACAACAAGUUAAACAACCCUUAUUUAUUACUGUAAUAAGUAAUUAAAACUGAGUGACUUUUAAAGUCAAUUAUUUCCAAACCUCUCUGCUGAGUGAUGGACCUGUCAAGUUCGAGCUAGAAGACUUUUCGCCCCGACAACUGUUUACAGCCAGAGUCUGACCCAGCAGAACUCGACCACCUCUUGGCUGGAGACAGUGAUGAAAAGUAAACCACUGCAGUGGUCUUUGGCUUCCAGCUGAUAGCAGGCCAAAAGUCUCUUUGAUAGCAACAUUAGUAUUUGCCAGAAUACCUGGCAUCAGGUUCCUGCCCUCAGUUAUAUUAAGUAUCAAGGUUGUCAUGAUUCUAGUUCAGAAUCUACAGUAUCUCAUUAACAUCAGAAAGUUUAGUCUCAUAAUCGUAAUAGAUCAUUUAUAUAUGUUAUUAAUUUGCAAACACUUCAAGUAGGCAUCACUGGUUUCUAAAAACAUUUAUUUCACUUAUGCUCUAAAUUACUGUUCAUUGCUGGAUUGUAUCCCAGUUAAAUUAACACAGCAGAGUAAUUCAGUCCUGGCAGCUUUCUUUUGUAAAGCUGGACUGUCAUUGCAAGUCAGAAAUCAAUGUGUUGAUAUAAUAUAAAUCAUUAAAAAUGCCACUUUAGCAA